Messenger RNA from Oenanthe melanoleuca, 887 nucleotides. It is a transcript of the gene NAA60, whose product is annotated as N-alpha-acetyltransferase 60, NatF catalytic subunit. NCBI's taxonomy places the organism in Eukaryota, Metazoa, Chordata, Aves, Passeriformes, Muscicapidae. The record is from RefSeq and is a predicted model, not a curated record. Gene Ontology annotation, cellular component: Golgi membrane. The coding region runs from base 132 to 860 and encodes 242 amino acids. Gene Ontology annotation, biological process: N-terminal peptidyl-methionine acetylation. The transcript is spliced from 6 exons. Gene Ontology annotation, molecular function: protein-N-terminal amino-acid acetyltransferase activity; histone acetyltransferase activity.
AUGGCGAGGCGCGUUACUGCGCGGUGCCCCGGUUGAGGAAGUGCAGCGGGUGCCUGUGCCCAGCGCUCCCCCGUCCGGUUCCGCCUCCCGGGAUGUGCUGAGGGCGCGUCCGCCGCCCCUCCCAGGCGUGAAUGACAGAGGAGGUGCCCCCGACUGCACUGACGGAUGUGAACCUGCGCCUGCUGUGCCACGAUGACAUAGACACAGUGAAACAGCUCUGUGGAGACUGGUUCCCAAUAGAGUACCCUGACUCAUGGUACCGAGAUAUCACUUCCAACAAGAAGUUCUUUUCCCUCGCAGCCACGUACAGAGGCUCCAUCGUGGGGAUGAUAGUGGCAGAGAUCAAGAGCAGGACAAAGGUGCACAAGGAGGAUGGAGAUAUCCUAGCUUCCAAUUUUCCUGUGGACACUCAAGUUGCUUACAUCCUAAGUCUUGGAGUGGUGAAGGAGUUCAGAAAACAUGGAAUAGGUUCCCUCUUGCUUGAGAGUCUGAAAGAUCACAUCUCCAGCACUGCCCAGGACCACUGCAAAGCCAUCUACCUGCACGUGCUCACCACCAACAACACAGCAAUAAACUUCUAUGAAAACAGAGACUUUAAACAGCACCACUAUCUCCCCUAUUACUAUUCCAUCCGAGGGGUCCUCAAAGAUGGCUUCACCUAUGUCCUGUACAUCAACGGUGGGCACCCACCCUGGACAAUCUUUGACUACCUACAGCACAUUGGCUCCACACUAGCCAGCCUGAGCCCGUGCUCCAUUCCCCAGAGGAUAUACAGACAAGCUCAGAGCCUCCUCUGCAGCCUCCUGCCCUGGUCUGGCAUUUCUGCCAAGAGCAGCAUCGAGUACAGCCGGACAAUGUGACCGACUGGGGGUGCACAGGAAGCACAG